Molecule: messenger RNA, 1254 nt
Organism: Trichomonas vaginalis G3
Lineage: Eukaryota; Parabasalia; Trichomonadida; Trichomonadidae
Exons: 1
Coding region: 1-1254 (417 amino acids)
Source: RefSeq, a predicted model, not a curated record
AUGUUAGACGCUAGACCUACAGCCAACUGGGAAAAGAUCUUCAUCGGUGCUAAUACAUACAUCCAGUUUGCAAUGAAACUCAAUGAUCCAAAAGAUGUUCCAAAUGUUAUCAAAAAACUUGACAAAACAGUUGCAGGACUCCAUCACGCAUCAGAUGGCAAAACACUAUUCAGAACUACUGAGAAAGUGCCUAUUGCUAAUCUUCCUGAUGAUGUUUCAGACCUUGAAAAGUUGACAACAAUCAUGUCUGAGAGAUAUACAAGGCCAGCAUCACAAGCAUUAGCAUCACUUGGUGCUAACAAGGAUACAGUCGUCCUUAAUAUCAAUCAUUUGGCCGGAGAUGGCAUGUAUUUACAAAAUAUGUUUACUCAACUCAAGAGCGACAAAGAAUUGGACUAUGUUCCGACAAUUAUCCCUGGUGAAACAGUCUUAGGUGACAAAGUAAACGCCUAUAAUGGCAAACUUCCUACAUUUUGCACAGUUGAUACAGAUCUUACUCGUAUUCACACACAAACUCGCAAUGAAUUACAUUUAUCAAGCGGAGUUGCCACAAAAUACGCCACAUCACAUGCCAAAGAUUUGAUGUCCUUCAAAGUUAACAAGAAACUUAAACACAUGACAGAAUACUACUGGACAAGUUUCAUCCUUGCUUGCUCUGCUUUCAAAGGAAAGAUUGAUAAAUGCGGAGUUGCAACAUGCAUCAAUUUACGUCCAUAUGUAAAGAACUGUAACUUAAAUGUAACAAAUUGCUUCUCGCAUGCCAAUGCAACAGCAGUUGCUAAGCCAGAUAUGACUGUUGGAGACUUAAUGAAAGAAUUAAGAUCAACUUUCAACGAAAACGUUAAGAAUGGACAGCCAUUUGGAGAACUUAAGGCACUAAACAAAGGAUUCCCUGUCUGUUUGCCCGAAUUAGGCCUUGGCGCUGAUAUUUCUUUGAUCGGAUCUUUCAAAAUGGAAGGACCAUUCAAGGAUUUGUUUGUUUCUCUCCAUCAGAGAGAUGAUGGAGUAUCAGGAAUCGCUUCUUAUUAUGGUUAUUCUGUUGAAUCAAAGAAUGAUCAUAUUUUCCAUGGUGGAAUGAGACAUUCAACAGGUGUUUUGACUGAUUCAGAGGCCCAAUUACUUGUUAACUCAGUUCAUUUCAGCAUGGAAAAUGUUGCUCCAAAUAUGUUACUUGAUGAAGCUUUAGAUUUAGUCAAGGACUAUCAGAAUACACAAAAGAAAGCUAAUGCUUCAAAGUCUUACAUCCAUUUUUAA